Eupeodes corollae is the source of this 1947-nucleotide messenger RNA. RefSeq lists its product as uncharacterized. NCBI's taxonomy places the organism in Eukaryota, Metazoa, Arthropoda, Insecta, Diptera, Syrphidae. The transcript has 7 exons. The coding region runs from base 324 to 1868 and encodes 514 amino acids. The record is from RefSeq and is a predicted model, not a curated record.
UUUUUGACAACUUGUUUUUGUUUUUAUUUAUUUAUGAAACAAACAAAUUAAAGAAUUUAAAAAACAGCAGCGUGAAGAUGUUGCAUUAAUUCUAUCAAAAGUAAAUAGACCAUAAUUUAAAACUUAACCAAAUCACAGAUUAGCACACUUUAUAGUCACUUCACUAUAUGGCCAAAUGUAAUUAAUUCCUCCAGUGACUUUGUGAUGUGUCUUUUGUCGUGAGCUGUAUAUUCACCAGAGCAUGGAAAAUAAGAAUUUUCCGUCACCAUUCUUUAGUUUAGUUCUUCAGUUCUUUUUAAUAUUUCUUCCCGGACAGACACAAAAUGUCUUUUAAUCAACUCUACCAACUAAAAUAUUUAAUUAUCGGUGCGAUUUUCUGCAAGUUCAUUUCAUUUGGACAAAGUUCCCUGGAUUCAUUUCAAUUCGAUGUUAACGAUAUUUUAAAUGAAAAAUUCAUGCCAGCCCAUUUAUUGGCUCAAGAAUUGGAAACAUUUCUUAAGGGCUCAUCGAAUCUAACCCGCGAACAAUUUUAUAAGCCUGAUGACAGCUACGAGACAACAAGUUGUAAUUUUACAACUGCUUUUUCAACAAUGGGAUUUCAUCGGAAGAUGAUGAAUGAAUAUUUGGCUACGAAUUUUUUGGCCAAACAAAUUUUAACUGAAUUUCCUUUGGACACUGUUGUUCAGCCGAUAGAAAGACGGAUUGGUGCACCAUCAUCAGCAACAACUAAUUUAACGGAAGAGGUUGACAGUUCUGUUAAAACUAGCCUUCAUCGGCAGGGGAAAUACAUUCAAAAUGAAAUGUUAGAAGAUCCUGGUUCCGCUAGUUAUCGCAGUUGGUUGGACAAGACAACGAUGCUAGAUGACAUUCAACGUCAAUUUACAGACAAUGCUCAAAAUCAAAUCGCCGAUUUUAAGCCCCUUCAACAAGGAAUCAGCCCAAUUAAAAAAGCAAUUGACAGUGACGAUGAAGGUCUGGAGGAGGAAGACUUUGAUGAAGGUGACAUAACUGGAUAUGCAUAUACUGGAGGUGUAUCAAUGGACUCUGGUCCAAAUUAUCCAAAUGCCUUGCCACCUCCACGUCAUCAUCUUCCUUUCGAUGCAACCAACAACAUUCAGCAUAUGCAGCCAGUUUAUCCGACUGCAGUCAGUAAAAAUGGAUACUAUCCUCCAAGUGGUCAAGAGAAUAGCUACGAAAACAGCUAUGGACAAACCCAUCACGUACAACCAGCGGCUCCACAGCAAACCAAAGAAAUCGGUCUGAAGGAUAUCUUAGAUAUAGCUCUGACAACUUUGGCAUUUCUAUCCUUUGGAAUGUUCAUCCUUCAAGUUCUUAUGUGCAUAACAAUGAAUAAAGAGGAUACUAGUAGCAUGAUGAUGAUGCCAAUGGAAGCUACUGACACUGGAACAAUGACACCAACAAAUGAGGGUGCCACUGAAGAAAUUCGUAGGAGAAAAAGGAAUCUGCCGGAGAAUCCAAGAAUUAAAAUGAUGAAUGACCUUUCCCGCCGUGUGUUGCAUUCAAUCGACGCAGUUCUAAUGAUGCCUACGGACAAUGGAAGAUGUCAAUUUCGAACUUUGUGCGAUAUGAAUAAAUACGCUCGUGAGCAGAAAAACGGUCAAAAAGUGUGGAUUCCAAUGUGGAGUUUGGGAAUCAGCUGGUUCUCGUCCAAGAUGACAAAACCAAAUACAACAACCGGUAAUCCAAUAUUAGAAAGUUUGAAGGCAUCUGUUGUUGGACUUGGCAAUGGUGACUGCAAGAAUAUUUAUCCCGACUGUCAAAUGGAAAUUCCGGCAGAUGAACGAAGUAAAAUUGAAAGAAAAAGAAAAAAACGUGAUUUAAGGGAUCGUUUUCACGGAAAAAGUUAGUGCAUACUAUUUUAAAACAAUAAAUUAAUGCUGAUGACAUAAUCUAUUUUGUACUCAUAAAUAUCUUUUGCAAAAUAAA